Molecule: messenger RNA, 1312 nt
Organism: Biomphalaria glabrata
Lineage: Eukaryota; Metazoa; Mollusca; Gastropoda; Planorbidae
Exons: 4
Coding region: 107-598 (163 amino acids)
Source: RefSeq, a predicted model, not a curated record
UAGCAACUCGUCAAAACUUCCGACCUAGCGGUCCGUUAUAAAGAGUCGUUCUCUCCUGGCUAUUCCACUGAUGCAGUUCUCAUGCAAAUAAAACAAAGCCAAAACCAUGGGCAAGAUUCUGAAAUACUCUUUGAUUGGACUUAUAGUUAUUAUCAUAGCAUUUAUUCUUAUUAUUGUCGGCGUGGCAACUGAUGGAUGGGUUUUCAGAUCAGGUGUGAACUAUAAAGUUAGCCUUUCAUCAACUACAGGCGAUGCCAAAGGAGAAGCUUCUUAUGCCUUCUGUAUUAUCUCUACUCUUGGGGCGGCCACAGCGUUGACUUGUGUUGCUCUGGACGUUGUGCUACAGUUUAUGGAGAAAAGGAGCGAGUCUUUCGCCAAAGUUCUGCCUCUGGUGACUCUUAUUGCAUCGAUCGUUGGGGGCAUCUUCGGCCUUAUCGGGGCGUUUCUUAACCUCGGAACAUUUGUAGCAGCCAGCUUUGUGACUGACUACAUUCCAGGCUAUUCUUUCUUCCUGACCGUCAUUGGUUCUAUCAUCCUGCUUGUUGGCGGUGGACUAGCACAUAGGACAAAGUCCGGAGGAAAUGUGGAAGGAAUCUAAUAGACAGAAUUUAUGUAUUAUCGCUAGUUAUGGUUUUGUAAAUAUGAAUAACGAAACCAAAAAAAAAACGACGGACCUGGACAUGUUUAACAUGUACACUUGCAAAAUAAAGAUGAAUCGCAAAAUAAUAACAAUUGUAAAAUAAUGUAAACAUACAGUGGCGUAACUAGUAUAUUGCCAUCAUUUCAAGGACCGGGGGGGGGGGCUUGAAUUCUUUAGGGACCCCUGCAUUUUGCGUGAUAUUUAAUAUUUAAUGUAAAAAAAACCCACUCAUUUGGAGGCCCCCAUCAAGUGUCGUCCGGGGGAAUUUUCAAAUUCUACACCUCCCUCCACCCAUCCUAGCUACGCCUCUGUAAACAUAUUAAUUUUUCCCAAACUCUUUUUCGUUAUAAGAGAAGAGAGCAUUAAGGGGAAAUAAUUCUGUCAUUACAUGGUUGUCAUUAUUUAUUUUCCUAUUAAUUACUCUAACAAGAAUUCUCAUUUAUUAUGCCAGUGAGAAUUAUCUGUUAUUCUUUGCAUUUGAGUUUUUAAAAUCCAGUUUAUAUUCUUUAGGCCACCCCCUUUUAGAUUUUUUAUAAUGUUGAGUACCACUCGCCCCCUCCGCCCCCACACACCUUAAUUUAUUAACAGAACAUAAUAAAUGGGCAUUUAAAAAGAUCAGCAUAGUUAAUGAGGUGAAACGCGCACCAAACAUCGAUUCUGCCCAUUUUUUUU